This is a messenger RNA of Aspergillus homomorphus CBS 101889, 960 nucleotides long. Its product is annotated as CSN8/PSMD8/EIF3K family protein. Gene Ontology annotation, cellular component: eukaryotic translation initiation factor 3 complex; cytoplasm. Gene Ontology annotation, biological process: regulation of translational initiation. Lineage: Eukaryota; Fungi; Ascomycota; Eurotiomycetes; Eurotiales; Aspergillaceae. The record is from RefSeq and is a predicted model, not a curated record. Gene Ontology annotation, molecular function: ribosome binding; translation initiation factor activity. The transcript is spliced from 2 exons. Bases 119 to 862 code for a protein of 247 amino acids.
CCAGCCAGGCCAGAUUCAAUCAAUCCCGCACUUCGCAACAUCUCGAUCCUCCUCCACUCCGCCUCUCUUCUCCCCUCCAAUUUCACCUCAACCCCCCCCUCUCAAACCUCUCGUCAAAAUGGGUGUCACCUUCGACAAGUGCGAGACUCGCCCGGCCAACAUUGAUGCCAUCCUCAACGGCCUCGACAGAUACAACCCGGAGACGACCACGGUAUUCCAGGACUAUGUCACCCAGCAGUGCGAGGACCGCACCUUCGAUUGCUACGCCAACCUGGCCUUGCUGAAGCUCUACCAGUUCAACCCCCACCUCCUCCAGCCCGAGACCGUCACCAACGUCCUCGUCAAGGCUCUCACCGUCUUCCCCUCGCCCGCGUUCUCCCUCUGCCUUGCGUUGCUCCCCGCCCACACCCAGCCCUUCCAGUCCUCCAACCCCGAAGCCCAAGCCGCCGCUCAGACCUCCGACUUCGUUGAGUCCGUUCAGAAGCUUGCCCGCCUCUCCACCCUCCUGGAGUCCGCCCAGUACGCCCAGUUCUGGUCCACCCUGAACUCGGACGACCUGUACGCCGACUUGGUCGCCGACGUCGCCGGCUUCGAGGAGCUGGUCCGCAUCCGCAUCGCCGUCGAGGUCGGCAAGGCCUUCCGCGAGGUCAACGCCGAGGUUUUGGAGCAGUGGCUCGACCUCCGCAGCCGCGAGGCUCUCGAGAAGUUCGUCGCCGAGGUCUGCAGCUGGGAGGUCGACGGUGCCGUCAUCAAGGUGCCCACCAACAAGGAGAACGAGGCCCGCAGCGAGGUCAAGAGCGAGCGCGUCGGUGUGGAUAUGUUCGGUCGUGUAAUCCGCAGAGGGUUCGAGCAGGCCGCAUGAGCGGAGAGUUCCUGAUUAAAUUCUUGAGGAUUCAAAAUCGGAUAUCUGUUUUACCCCUCAGAUUAACCCGAACCCGCAUUCAUCGCGUCUUCCUUCUC